This is a messenger RNA of Thermochaetoides thermophila DSM 1495, 2409 nucleotides long. Its product is annotated as putative heat shock protein. Gene Ontology annotation, molecular function: ATP hydrolysis activity; ATP binding. Gene Ontology annotation, biological process: cellular response to heat. The record is from RefSeq and is a predicted model, not a curated record. Gene Ontology annotation, cellular component: mitochondrial matrix; cytoplasm. Lineage: Eukaryota; Fungi; Ascomycota; Sordariomycetes; Sordariales; Chaetomiaceae. Bases 1 to 2409 code for a protein of 802 amino acids. The transcript has a single exon.
AUGCAGGCAAGAGUACGCCUUGCAUCAGCUACAUCGCGGCGGGUGGCCGCAGCUUCGAGAGGCGCUCUGCGACAGCGCAGCCAGUUCUCCCAGACCCUCGGCGCAACAACACAGUUAACGACGGCCUUUGGCAAUUCGUUACAUGUUCUUCCCACCGCUGCAUUUCGUGCAUAUUCAAAUGGCCGACCACAACCCCCUGGCGGCACGUAUCGGAUGAAUCUCGGCGGCGAGCCCGAGAAGCCGGCGCUGGAGCAGUUCGGCAUCGACUUGACUGCGAAGGCGAGGGCAGGCAAGCUGGAUCCCGUCAUCGGCCGGUCUGCCGAGAUCCAGCGCACCAUUCAGAUUUUAUCGCGGAGGACGAAGAAUAAUCCGGUGCUCAUCGGAAGCGCCGGUGUCGGCAAGACAGCUGUGAUCGAAGGUCUAGCCUUGGAGAUUGUGCGCGGGGCUGUCCCCGAGAGUAUCAAGAACAAGAGGGUGAUCAGCCUGGAUCUUGGGUCGCUAAUCGCUGGCGCAAAGUUCCGCGGUGACUUUGAGGAGCGUCUGAAGAAAGUGUUGAGCGAGGUCCAGGCCGCCAAUGGCGAGGUCAUCCUCUUCAUCGACGAGUUGCACACCCUUCUUGGCCUGGGCAAGGCCGAGGGAUCUAUCGAUGCUUCCAACCUCCUGAAACCUGCGUUGGCGCGAGGCGAGCUGCAAUGCUGUGGUGCCACUACGCUCGCCGAGUACCGCCAGAUCGAAAAGGACGUCGCCCUUGCUCGGAGGUUCCAGCCCAUCAUUGUCAGUGAGCCGUCGGUGCAGGACACGAUCAGCAUUCUUCGUGGCAUCAAGGACAAGUACGAAGUUCAUCAUGGUGUGCGCAUCACCGACGGAGCUCUGGUUGCCGCUGCAACAUUGUCGAACCGCUACAUUACCGACCGUUUCCUCCCCGACAAGGCUAUCGACCUGAUGGAUGAGGCCGCUAGCUCUCUCCGGUUGCAGCAGGAGAGCAAGCCCGAAGAGAUCCUUCGUCUCGACCAGAAGAUCAUGACCAUCCAGAUCGAGCUGGAAAGCUUGCGCAAGGAGAAGGAUAUUGCGAGCAGGGAGAGGCGGGAGAAGCUCGAGAAAGAUCUGAAGCAAUACCAGGACGAGGUUAAGGUGCUGAUGGAGAAGUGGGAGAAGGAGAAGGCUGAGAUCGACGCGAUCAAGCAGACGCAAGCCGAGCUUGACAAGGCGCGCAUAGAGCUGGAGAAGGCUCAGAGAGAAGGCAACUUCGCUCGGGCUUCUGAGCUGCGCUUCGGCGUCAUUCCCAGCCUAGAGAAGAAGCUCCCCAAGGAUGAUGUGGUCGAGAAAGAGGACAGUCUCAUUCACGACGCCGUGACUGCCGACGACAUCGCUAACGUCGUCUCCCGGACCACCGGCAUCCCUGUCAACAAGCUUACCAGCGGCCACACCGAGCGGCUCAUCCAUAUGGAGGACAUCCUGCGCGAAUCGAUCCGCGGCCAGGACGAAGCCCUCAAGGCAGUCGCCGAUGCAGUGCGCAUGCAGCGCGCCGGUCUCAGCGGUGACAACCGUCCGACCGCCUCCUUCUUUUUCCUGGGACCCACCGGCGUCGGCAAGACCGAGCUCUGCAAAAAGCUCGCCGGCUUCCUCUUCUCAACCGAAUCUGCCGUCGUACGCUUCGAUAUGAGCGAGUUCCAAGAGAAGCACACCAUCUCUCGUCUUAUCGGCGCACCCUCCGGCUACGUAGGCUAUGAAGAUGCCGGUCAGCUCACCGAAGCCGUGCGCCGCAAGCCCUACGCGGUCCUGCUCUUCGACGAGUUCGAGAAAGCCCACCGCGACAUUUCCGCCCUCCUCCUGCAGGUCCUUGAUGAAGGCUACCUCACCGACGCCCAAGGCCACAAGGUCGACUUCAAGAACACCAUUAUUGUUUUAACCUCCAACCUCGGCGCCGAUAUCCUCGUCGGCGCGGACCCCCUGCACCCCUAUAAGGAAACCCCCGACGGCGACAUCCACCCAGAUGUGAAGAAGGCCGUCAUGGACGUCGUGGCCGCUCAAUACCCUCCCGAAUUCCUCAACCGCAUCGACUCCUUCAUCGUCUUCAAACGACUAUCUCUGCAAGCGCUACGCGACAUCGUCGACAUCCGCCUGCGCGAACUCCAAGCCCGCUUAGACGACCGGCGCAUCACGCUGGUGGCUUCCGACGAGGUGAGGCAGUGGCUCGCGGAGAGGGGGUAUGAUCCCAAGUUUGGUGCACGGCCGCUGAAUCGGCUGAUCACGACGGAGAUUGGGAAUCGGCUCGCGGAUAAGAUUAUUCGCGGGGAGAUUCGCACGGGGCAUACGGCGGUGGUGGAGAUUGCGGAGGAUGGGGAUGGGUUGACGGUCAGGGCUGAGGAAAAAGCUGAGAGUCGGCCGGCGGAGGCGGCUGCGGAGUGA